Aplosporella prunicola CBS 121167 is the source of this 2443-nucleotide messenger RNA. RefSeq lists its product as uncharacterized. Gene Ontology annotation, molecular function: long-chain fatty acid transmembrane transporter activity; long-chain fatty acid-CoA ligase activity. Bases 196 to 2157 code for a protein of 653 amino acids. NCBI's taxonomy places the organism in Eukaryota, Fungi, Ascomycota, Dothideomycetes, Botryosphaeriales, Aplosporellaceae. The record is from RefSeq and is a predicted model, not a curated record. The transcript is spliced from 6 exons.
GUUGCGACGACUGCCGGCCGUUGUGGGGAAAAGCUGGGGAAAACUGGAGCGCCGCGACGCAAUGACCGAGGUCAUGCCACAGCUAACCCGAGGCUCAAUGGCAGACGCGGCAAGAGUACAAUAGAGGUCUCCACCAGGCCCUCGCUGCCGCUCCAUCGUCAUUCUUAGCAGAGUCGUCGUUAACACGGUCUGAUUAUGGAUCUCGCUCCUGCCGCCGCCGCCGCCGCCGCCGUGGCUGGCGCAACCGCUGCCGCCGCCUAUCUCGACGCCAAACUGCACCUCCGCAAGGACCUCCGCGCCAUAUGGACGGCCAAGAUGGCUGAGCGCGAGUUCGCUACACAGGGCAAGCAAGACCGCUACUCGCUCUGGUACAACUUCGAGGCCCAGGUAAACCGCCUGCCCGCCGAUGAGCAGUGUCUCUGGUCGCGCACGGGCUCGUACACCUGGCAGGAGACGCACGCCCACUCCUGUCGCUAUGCCCAGUUUCUGCUGGAGGCGGGCGUGCACAAGGGCGACCUCGUGGCCUUGUACCUGCUGAACUCGCCCGAAUUCGUCUUCUCGACCCUGGGAUCCUGGUCCAUCGGCUCGGCGCCCGCCCUUAUCAACAACAAUCUCGGUGGCGCCAGUUUGGUGCAUUGCCUCAAGAUCUCCGGGGCCAAGGUGUUGUUGGCGGACGGCGAUGCGGCCUGUCGCCAGAGGGUUGAAGAGGCUCGCCGCGAAAUCGAGGAGGCGGGCUUGCGUAUUCUCUUCUUAGAUGAUGAGACGAAGACGCGGAUAACGGCACAGGAGGUGAAGAGGCCGGAGCGAAAGCACAGGGAAGGCGUCAAGGGCGACUUUCCCAUGUGCCUGCUCUACACCAGCGGCUCGACCGGCCUCCCAAAAGCAUGUCCGUUCCCUCUCGCGCGUGCAUCCGUGCUCUGCAGCCCGCGAGCACGCAGCCUGGGUAUUACUCCAGGCCCGAAGGGCGACAGGUGGUACAACUGCAUGCCCAUGUACCAUGGCACCGGGUUCACGACGACAGUGACGUGCUUGUGUAUCGGCACCACGCUCUGCAUCGGCAAGAAGUUUUCGACGUCGGGCUUCUGGUCCGACAUUCGCGACAGCGACUCCACUGCUUUUGUGUAUGUGGGUGAGACAGUCAGGUACCUGCUCGCCACGCCGCCGUCCCCCCACGACAAGAGCCACCGCGUCAGAGUCAUGUUCGGCAACGGGCUGCGCCCCGACGUGUGGAAGCGGUUCAGCGAGCGCUUCGGCAUUGAAUGCGUGUCCGAGUUCUUCAACAGCACCGAAGGCGUCUUCGCGCUGCUCAACGUGUGCCGCGGACCCUACCAGCAGAGCGCCGUUGGGCACCACGGCGCAAUUAUGCGCGCCAUGCUUCAUAACGUCUUUGUCCCGGUCGAGAUCGACCACGAGUCUGGCGGUAUCUGGCGGGACCCGAAGAGCGGGUUCGCGAAGCGCAAGCCGUACGACGAGGGCGGCGAGAUUAUCGUCAAGGUGUCGAGUGAGAAGGCUUUUGUUGGCUACUGGAAGAAUGCCGACGCCACGUCCAAAAAAUUCGAGCGCAACGUCUUCAAGCGCGGCGACCUCUACUACCGCACCGGCGACGCGCUGCGCCGCACACCCGACGGACGCUGGUUCUUCCUCGACCGACUAGGCGACACAUACCGCUGGAAAUCCGAAAACGUCUCUACAGCCGAAGUAUCGGAAGCGAUGGACAGCUUCCCCGGCGUAGUCGAAGCCAUUGUCUACGGCGUCGAAGUAGCGGGCCACGACGGCCGAGCCGGAUGCGCCGCGCUAUUCGUGCCGCCCGCCCAGCGCGACCGCUUCGACAUGGACGCGCUGCUGCGCCACGCCCGCGCGCGCCUGCCUAAAUACGCCGUCCCGGUGUUCUUGCGCCUGAUGGCGACGCUGACGCCCAUGCAUAAUAAUAAGCAGAAUAAGACGCCCCUGAGGGCCGAGGGCAUCGAUGUCGAGCGUAUUAGGGCUGGCGCUAUGCCUGAGGAUCGCAUGAUGUGGUUGCCGGAGGCGGUGGGGAUGGCGAGGCCCGGGACUGGGUACGUCGAGUUUGGGGCGAGGGAGUUAGAGGCGCUGCGUGCGAGGGCGAGGGCCGCGUUGGGGGAGGGCGGGGGUGAGGGCGGCGAGGUGGCGAAGUUGUGAGUUUGGUCGUUUGAGGUGAGGUCGGGGUUUGGGUUAAUCAUUGUUUUUGAGCGGACGGGCUGGCGCUGGCGCCUUGGAGCUGGGGGUUUGUUUUGGGUUUGGGUGUUGUUGGGUUGUUGUUGGAUGAUGAUGCUGAAUGAUGGGUUUUGUAUGUGGAUGGCUGACUGCUUGGGGGAUUCUUUUGUUGGCUUGUUUAUUUGUUUGUUAUUUGUUUAUAUGGGAUAUGCUGAGGUUUGCGGUACAUAUUUACGUACAGCUAUAUAUAUUAUAUAUAUUAUAUACGCCU